GAAAUACAUCAGAUCCGAACAUGGGAGGCAAGAAGCAGUCGGCGUCGGCGGCGCCACGGCGUAAGAAGUUCCGGUUUGAGUACAUGGCAUUCCUAGUGGGCGUCGUUGUGGUGUUUCGUUGGUGGACAUCAACACAGUUGACCCCCACUCGCAAGAUUGGCCACAUCCAGCCUGCAAUCCUGUACACGCUGCAGAGCGACCCGAACGUGCAUGUGCUAGGAUCGUAUCCUCACGACAAGGCCGCGUUCACCCAAGGCCUGCUUGUGGAGUCUCCGGGAAUUCUGAUUGAGUCCACGGGUCUAUAUCAUCGAUCGUCCGUACGUCGAUUCAACGUCACCACGGGCGUCGCGAGCCACCACACGGCCCCGUUCAUGUCGACCGAAUUCGGCGAAGGGAUUACAUGGAACGCCGCAACCGACUCGUACGUUGUGCUCACGUGGAAGGCGAUGACAGGGUAUGUCCUUCACAAGGACGAUUUCCGUGUUCUGUCGACGUUUGCGCUGCCGCCGACGACGCGAGACCAAGGGUGGGGCAUCACGACGAUCACGGACACACAGGAGCUCGUCGUGAGCGAUGGAUCGCAUGUGCUGCAUGUGUGGGACCCCGUCACGCUCACCGAGACGCGGCGGGUGUCGGUGCUCUCUGCCGCGGGCCAACCAGUGGCAAAUCUCAACGAGCUAGAGUACGCUCGGGGCUACAUCUUUGCCAACAUUUGGUACUCGAACCUGGUGGCCCAGAUCGAUCCGAUCACGGGCGCCGUCGUGAACAUGCACGACCUGUCGUCGCUCAGCGCGCAGAAGAACGCCGACGGCGACGUGCUCAAUGGCAUUGCAUACGACUGGAAAAGUGAUUUGUUUUACGUCACAGGAAAGCUAUGGGAUACCAUGUACCUCGUACGGAUUGACGAUAAGCCACCGUCGACAUAAACCACAUGUCAUAUUGUGCUACUGUAUUUGGUAUUUUUGGUAGAUUCGACGAUGUGAAAUUCCUCGAGUCGUCGUUUUACUUCAACUAUUUCCUAAUGAAAUCACAUUUAUAUGGG
Messenger RNA from Aphanomyces astaci, 1042 nucleotides. RefSeq lists its product as hypothetical. The transcript has 2 exons. NCBI's taxonomy places the organism in Eukaryota, Oomycota, Saprolegniomycetes, Saprolegniales, Verrucalvaceae. The record is from RefSeq and is a predicted model, not a curated record. Gene Ontology annotation, molecular function: glutaminyl-peptide cyclotransferase activity. Bases 21 to 926 code for a protein of 301 amino acids.